This is a messenger RNA of Durusdinium trenchii, 1043 nucleotides long. NCBI's taxonomy places the organism in Eukaryota, Dinophyceae, Suessiales, Symbiodiniaceae. The record is from the annotation of a GenBank genome assembly.
CACAGGGGGUGGUGGACCGUAUGCCUUUUGAGCAGAGCGCAUGGCGUUUAUGGCGUUUCUUUGCUGCCAUGAAACUUGAGGUCUCGGCAACCCGCAAACGCGCGAUAAAGAAGAGGUCCUUCGCAGCCUUUGCGCCCCCCUUGCCGCGUGAAUGAUGCGGCGCUGGUGCCUGCCAGUGCUGGCGGCCUUGGUGCUUGGCACACAGCUGGACUUCUUACUGCUGGAGCCGGAGGAGCUCGAAGGGCGGAGGCGCGCCGUGUUGCCUUUCACGGAUCCCCGGGUGAAGGCCAUCCAGCCGCUCCUUUGGGCGAACGACCCGUGUCAUCUCCAAUGUGGCAUCGUGGGUGAAGGCAUUGGCGACGCCGAGGUGGCGGUCCUCCAGUGGAAGGGGCUGAGCUUUCCACCUGGACGUCGUGGUGUUCGAGCCAGGCCGGAGCCCAAGUCACUGGAAGUGCUCCUGAAAACCAGCGAGCGGCGGGAUCCAGGCUUGCCAAAGCCACGCAAGCACCUGCUGUUGGCGAUUCCCAGACCCUCUCGACUGGAGCGAUUGCUGCCUCACGUGGCGCACAUGGGCGUGGGGCAUCUCAUCCUCACGGGCGCCAACAAGGUGGACGCCAAGUACUUCAGGAGCCAUGUGAUGGAGGGCUCGUACUUGCGAAGAUGCUUGGGAUUGGGCUUGGCAGGUGCAAAGGACACCACUAUGCCCCAAGUCACCAUCCAGCCCAGCCUCCAGGAGCUUCUGCGAGGUCUCGAGCAGAUCCUCCCUGGUGAUGUCACCCGAUUGGUGGCCCAUCCCGUAGAGGAAGAGGAGGGGCCCGCGCUGCGACCCUCCUCCUCAGAGGUUUUGAUGGCCAUCGGCCCCGAGGCUGGCUGGGAAGAGUCGGAACUCAACGCGCUGCAGAGCUCCGGCUUCCGCACGGUCUCCCUGGGGCCGCGGACCCUUCGCACGGACGUGGCCGCCGUGGCGGCGUUGGCCUUGUCAGAUCAACUUGUGGCGCCGCUGAGAGGAGAGCGCCAGUGACGCCGAGAUCAGCGUACAGAAG